AUGGCGAUGAUGAUGACUGUCCGUGUGCUGCUGGUGUGUACCCUCUGCCUGCUGUGGUGCGGUACUCCUGGCGGUAGGUGUGAAGGGGAGGAUACUCCAGGCUCUGGGAGUGAUGCGCAACUGGAUGGUGCUGAAAUUCUGCCGGAAUCAGAGGAACCUGUAACUUCUCCAGAAAGCUCCCAAGGCUUACCACAUGGAGUACCAGGCGUUAAAGAAAAUGUACCACCCGCAUUUCCCACACCUACAGAUGAAGAGGAUGAUGAUGAAGUUGAUGGUGAAGAGAAUGAAGAUGAAGAGAAGAAGACUCAAGAAGAAAGUAUAGAAGGGCAGGGUGAUAAAGGAGGAACAGGUGUAAUAGGCUCAGGUUCCAGGGAAAAUAAUUUAAGUGGCAGCGGGCAGGAAAAGAACCAGGAAAUUUUAUCUGCAGAAGGCAUUUCUCAUUCCAAAAGUCAGAAAUCAAAUGCCAAUCCUACGCAACCGGAAUUUGAAGAAAAGAAGGAAGCCGACAAGAGAACACCAUCAGCAGAGAAUCCACUCACAACAGGUAACGGAGAGCACACACUGCCUGAGGGAAUUGCGGAAGGAAAUCCUCCAUCGCCUCCAGAAGGGAGUGUUGCUUCCCGCAAACAGGACGGCGAAGACACCAAGAGUGAAGAUAAAAAAAAUGUUCCACCGCCUGCGACCGCAGCCACACCACAAAGACACCGAAACAAAGGCUCAGAAGGGACUGGGGAAGAUACAAAAGCAACAACAGUAGCCGCCAACAAAACAGAUACGACGAAUACACAAAACAGUGACGGCAGCACCGCGGUCUCCCACACCACCUCCCCUCUUUUGGUUCUUUUUCUUGCGUGUGCGGCUGCGGCUGCGGUGGUGGCCGCGUGA
Molecule: messenger RNA, 885 nt
Organism: Trypanosoma cruzi
Lineage: Eukaryota; Euglenozoa; Kinetoplastea; Trypanosomatida; Trypanosomatidae
Product: mucin-associated surface protein (MASP), putative
Exons: 1
Coding region: 1-885 (294 amino acids)
Source: RefSeq, a predicted model, not a curated record